Messenger RNA from Aspergillus eucalypticola CBS 122712, 435 nucleotides. RefSeq lists its product as uncharacterized. Bases 1 to 435 code for a protein of 144 amino acids. The transcript has a single exon. Lineage: Eukaryota; Fungi; Ascomycota; Eurotiomycetes; Eurotiales; Aspergillaceae. The record is from RefSeq and is a predicted model, not a curated record.
AUGCCCACUGUCACUUCAUACAACUACCCAGGCUAUGAAGAACUCGGCAAAAUCUUCAACAUCUCAGCCGCCGUCUCAAUCCCCUCUGACGCCCGCAUCGUUGCCACAUCCGGCCAAAUCGCCGAUAAUCAUGACCCCCUGUGGGGGACGCACGCGGAGCAAUUUGAGAAAGCCAUGAUUAAUAUUCAGCGGUCCCUGGCCGCAGCGUCACCUCAUAUCACCGACACUAGACAGCUGUGGGAGGGUGUCUUCUACGUCACAUCGUUUCACGUUGGCGUUUUGUCAAGGGAGGAACAAUUACAGAUUGCCGCGAUUGCGACGCGAUACUUUGGGAAUAACAAACCUGCUUGGGCGGCUAUCUGUGUGAAUGCGCUGUUUCCACCAGAGGCAUUGGUGGAAAUUCAGGUUCAGGCGGCGUAUCGGGAUGGGAAAUGA